GCAGGUCCGGUCGGCGGGAGCGGCGCAGGAGGUGCGUGGCUGGCGGGGAGCCUGUGGCCAAGGCACGGGGGGAAGCUUGGAAGGCCCAGCCCUCCCCGCGGCAGCCCCGGAGGACUUUGCCCCGCAGCAGAGCCGUGCGGGGGCUGUGCUGCCCGCCCACCCCGCGGCGAUGCCGGCAGCUCCCCCGUGAGCACGCCAUGGCAGACCUUUGCAGCGUGCCCCCCGAAAUCCUCGUCCCGGCCACCAACGAGACGCUGGAGCUGGCGCUGGGCAGCCAGGUAACCCUGAACUGCACCGUGCGCUGGGCAGCCACCCAGCCCUGCCAGCACCUCCCUGCCUGGGCCAAAGAUGGGCAGCCCCUGGACACCAACAGCAGCCAGGACACCACUUGGCUCGCCCAGAAUGCCUCAGAGUGGCUCCUUGGCAGCGUCCUGCAGCUCAACCUCACACACGACUCCGACUUCGGGGUGUUCACCUGCUGGGUCAGCAACGCCACAGCCACCUUCACCCUGCGGCGAGUGGAGGCAGCAGGGCAUGCGCCUGCAGUGCUGGCAGCCCUCCUGGUCCUGGUGCUCCUGGUGCUCCUGGCUGGGCUUUAUGUCCGGUGCCGCCUGAGCCUGCUCCUCUGGUACCAGAACCGCUAUGGCGAGCUGGAGAUCAAUGACGGGAAGCUGUACGACGCUUACGUCUCCCACGCCACCGCCCCGGAUGACCGAAAGUUCGUCCACUUCAUCGUGAAGCCACAGCUGGAGAACCGCUAUGGCUACAAACUCUUCCUGGACGAGCAAAACAUCCUGCCCAACUCAGAGCCCUCGGCCGAUCUGAUCAUGAACGUGAGCCGGUGCCGGCGGCUCAUCCUGGUCCUCUCUGUCGCCUACCUGGAGCAAGACUGGUGCAACAGCAGCUUCAGGGAAGGGCUCUGGAGGCUGCUGGAGCUUUCCAAGAAACCCAUCUUCAUCAUCUUUGAGAGUCAGCACCGGGAGAUCACCCACCCUGCCAUCAGCCUGCUGAAGCAGUACCGAAACGCCGUCACCUUGCUGGUGUGGAGAGCUGGCUCCAUGACCCCCUCAUCGGACUUCUGGAAGGAGCUGUGCCUGGCCCUGCCCCGCAAGAUCUCCUCCCAGGGGACCACAGGGGACCCGCAGACCCAGCUGCAGGAGGACAAGGACCCCAUGCUGAUCCUGCACAGCAGCUACCUGGACAGUGGGGGAGACCUCCACCCAGACGGGGACCUCGGGACAGGCCUCCGAGGGUAUGUUUUUGGGAGCCCCCUGCCUCCUCGCCUCCGUGGCCCCCGCACUCCCAUGGCCUCAGCUGCCAGCACGACAGAGGACACGCAGCUGAGGGACAGCCACGAGCUCGAUGUCUCAGACCUGGGGUCACGCAACUAUGGUGCCCGCACAGACUUCUACUGCUUGGUGACAGAGGAUGACAUCUGAGCGUGGCCAUGGGCCAGCACGGGUGGCAUCCCCCAUCCCUGUGGGGCUGCAUGAACCCAGAGGAGCCCGAGUGUUAUGGUGGCACCAAAGCCAAGGUCUUGGUGGGAAAGACAGGAGCUGGCUCCUUCUGGCAGCAUGCUCCAUGGUGGAAAACCAUCACCAGGGGACACCCCUGCUCAUACUGCCUGGGCACCCUUGGGUGUUGUGCCCCUUGCCAUGGGCCCCAGGAAAGGUUUUCCUGUGUGAUGGACAAGUGUUGGGAUGGGUGAUGCUCCCCGAGAAGCAACACACCCAGUCCCAGCAGCCCAGGGGCCAGGUAAUGCUGGGGCGGGAGUGGCUGCAGCACCCUCCCUCCCACAGAAACCCCCCUGGCAAUAAAAAUGCUGCUGCUCCCAGAGGGUCUU
Calypte anna (Anna's hummingbird) is the source of this 1843-nucleotide messenger RNA. It is a transcript of the gene SIGIRR, whose product is annotated as single Ig and TIR domain containing. Bases 198 to 1439 code for a protein of 413 amino acids. The transcript has 10 exons. NCBI's taxonomy places the organism in Eukaryota, Metazoa, Chordata, Aves, Apodiformes, Trochilidae. The record is from RefSeq and is a predicted model, not a curated record. Gene Ontology annotation, biological process: signal transduction.